This is a messenger RNA of Solanum verrucosum, 2577 nucleotides long. Its product is annotated as receptor-like protein 9DC3. The record is from RefSeq and is a predicted model, not a curated record. NCBI's taxonomy places the organism in Eukaryota, Viridiplantae, Streptophyta, Magnoliopsida, Solanales, Solanaceae. Bases 1 to 2577 code for a protein of 858 amino acids. The transcript is spliced from 3 exons. Gene Ontology annotation, molecular function: protein binding.
AUGGAGUACCAAAAAUUGCUAAUAGCUUUCUGCUUCUAUUCACAUUUUAUACUUUUUGUCCAUCAAUCUCAGCUUACAUAUGCUGGGCAACAUCUCUGUGCCCGCGAUGAAGCUUUUUAUUUGCUUCAAUUUCAGCAAGGCCUCACAGUUGAUCUUAGUGGUUAUGACUGUGACUAUGAGGCCCGAGCUAAGACUUUGUCUUGGAAUGUUACAGGAGAUUGUUGUCAAUGGGAUGGUGUUACUUGUCAUGGAUUUACUGGUCAUGUUAUAGGACUUGAUCUUUCUUGCAGCUUUCUUAACGGAACCAUUAAUGCUAACAGCAGCCUCACAAAACUUAGUCAUCUGCAAAGACUCAACCUUGCUUUCAACAAGUUGAGUAACUUUCCACUUGGGGAUAGCAUUAGUGAACUCGAAAGUUUGACAUAUCUCAAUCUUUCGAAUUCAGUACAUAUGAUAGGGGAGAAGCAGAUACCACAAGUAUUAUCCAACUUGUCUAAAUUGGUUUCACUUGACCUCUCCUCGUAUUACACUGAACUCAAAGUUGAUCGAAAAACCUUCAGAAGUUUACUUCAAGACUUGACCAAUUUGGAGGUACUGUUGCUUGACAACGCGGAUGCACCAUUUGAGUUACCUAAGAAUCUUUCUUCUUCCCUUAGGUACUUAAGUCUUGAAAGAACCGGCAUGUUUGGGAACAUAAGUGAGUUUCAGAUAUUUCAUUUACCAAACUUGCAAGUGCUGAGAUUGGGACAGAAUCCUUUACUAACAGGCACUUUGCCAAUUUUUAAUCGGAGUUCCAAUGGAAGAAGUGUCUUAGAGUUGGACUUUUUUUACACUGGUAUUUCUGGGAAGGUACCCGAUUCAAUUGGUAAUCUCCAUUCUCUUUGGUAUUUGAACCUCCAGAAUUGUCAUUUAUCCGGCUCGAUUCCAGAAUCCAUUGGCAAUCUCACUGCAAUCAGAGAGUUGAUACUUUCAGAAAACGACUUCACUGGUAAUGUUCCCUCAACUGUCUCAAAGUUAAACAAACUCGUUCGUUUAGAUCUCUCUUCAAACUCUUUUCGAGGCUCAAUUCUAGAAUACAUUGACAAUCUCACUGCAAUCACACAGUUGACAAUUCCAGAUAACAGCUUCACUGGAAAUGUUCCCUCAACUAUCGGAAAGUUGAACAAACUUAACUACCUUAAUUUGGAGAACAAUUUUCUUCAAGGGCCUUUGCAUCUAUCCUUUUGUGACAUGUAUAGUCUUGUAUUCCUCAUUUUAGCUCGGAACAAUUUCAGUGGUUCAAUCCCGGGAUGUUUGGGUAACUCCAGUAUCUCCAUUUCUGCUUUAGACUUGCGAAUGAACAAUUUGCAUGGAGAGAUACCAAGAUUCUUAUCGACAGGGUUACAAUAUCUUGGUUUAUAUGGCAAUCAAUUGGGGGGACAAGUCCCGCGAUCCUUGGUUAACUGUACAAGCUUGGAAGCUCUUGAUUUGGGGAACAACAAGAUAAAUGACACGUUUCCGAUAUGGCUGCAGAAACUACCAAACCUACAAGUUCUGAUUCUGAAAUCGAAUCUCUUUCACGGUCCAAUUGGUGAUUUGGAGUCCGAGUUUCCAUUUCCUGAGUUACGAAUCUUUGAUCUUUCCUUCAAUGGGUUCACUGGAACUUUGCCAUCUAAUUUUUUCAAAAAUUUUAGAGGUAUGAUCUCCUACAAAGAGUCGACCAGGUCUUGUAGAAGCGAAAAUCGAUGUCGAAGAGAUACAAGCAAUGACAUAGAUUACCUUUACCACGUUAGUUUGGUGAUAAAAGGUAAUGAGUUUGAUAUGAGAAUCACGCCAAUUAUGACAAGUGUUGAUAUAUCAAGCAACAGGUUUGAAGGAUAUAUUCCAAAUUCCAUUGGAAAUCUGAGCUCACUUGUGUUACUCAACCUGUCUCACAACAGCUUCCGUGGUCAUAUUCCUGCAGAAUUUGCAAAGUUGCAACAGCUCGAAGCAUUAGAUCUCUCAUGGAACAAACUCAUUGGAGAUAUUCCAGAUCCAUUGUCAAGUUUGACAUUUCUUGAGGUCUUAAACCUUUCCUACAAUCAUCUGGCUGGACGCAUUCCUCUUGGGAAACAGUUCAAUACAUUUCCAAAUGAUUCGUAUUGUGGAAAUCCUGAUUUAUGUGGAUUUCCACUAUCAAAGGAAUGUGGAAACAGUAAUGACUCACCACUUAAACACGAUGAUGAUGAUUCAUUUUUUGCGAGUGGGUUCACAUGGCAAGCUGUGGUAAUAGGUUAUGGUUGUGGUAUGAUAUUUGGAUUGUUGAUGGGAGGUCUCAUGUUCCUACUGGAAAAACCAAAAUGGUUUGUGAACUUUGCUGAAGAUAUUGCUCAACAAAUUGCUGCUAAGAAGCGAACAAGGCAAAAGAAGAGACGCCAAAGACAUGAGGUUGCUGGAGAGUUGGACAAGUUUAUUAGCAAGUUAGUGCUGAUGUUCUGGCAAAUAGCAAUGGAUGCAUCUGUUUGUUCACUUAAUGUGCCAAAUACGUAUGUAAAUGUUACAGUUUAUUUCUAUGAGUCAGACCCAUGCUUAGCACGAGCUCAACAUUCAGGUGAUUGA